Messenger RNA from Ananas comosus (pineapple), 1847 nucleotides. RefSeq names its product molybdate transporter 2. Gene Ontology annotation, biological process: molybdate ion transport. Lineage: Eukaryota; Viridiplantae; Streptophyta; Magnoliopsida; Poales; Bromeliaceae. Gene Ontology annotation, molecular function: molybdate ion transmembrane transporter activity. The record is from RefSeq and is a predicted model, not a curated record. The transcript has a single exon. The coding region runs from base 169 to 1680 and encodes 503 amino acids.
AUUAAAAGGAAAAAUAAUCUGAAGAGUAAUAAUAAUAAUAAUUUACAGAAAGCGAUGGAGGCGUACCUGGACCGAAUGCCUUGCUUGCAAACGUGCUAAUCACCACCCACCACUAACCAGUAACCACUCGUCAAUCACCGAUCACCUUCUUCCUGCUCCUCCUCCGCCAUGGCCGACGAGCUCGGCAAUGGCGAUCGGGCCCCCUCGGCGUCGGAGCCUCUGCUGUCGGGUCGUCGGGCCUGGCUCCGGGUGCGGUGGCCGUCGGCGGCGAGGAGCUUCGCGCUGAAGACGUCGGUGUGGUCGGAGCUGGGGGGGGCGGUGGGGGACCUGGGCACCUUCAUCCCCAUCGUGCUGGCGCUCUCCCUCUCCUGCGGGCUCGACCUGGGCACGGCGCUCGUCUUCACGGCGCUCUACAACGCCCUCACCGGCCUCCUCUUCGGCCUGCCCAUGCCCGUCCAGCCCAUGAAGUCCAUCGCCGCCGUCGCCAUCGCCUCCUCCCCGCCGCUCCCCCUCCCCGCCAUCGCCGCCGCCGGCCUCUCCGUCGCCGCCGCCCUCUUCCUCCUCGGCGCCUCCGGCCUCAUGUCCUCCCUCUACCGCCUCCUCCCCCUCCCCGUCGUCCGCGGCGUCCAGCUCUCCCAGGGCCUCUCCUUCACCUUCUCCGCCCUCUCCUACAUCCGCUUCCUCCAACCCUUCUCCUCCCCCUCCAAUUCCCUCUCCUCCUCCUCCUCCUCCUCCUCCUCGGACCCGCGCCCAUGGCUAGGGCUCGACGGCAUCGUCCUCGCCCUCUCCGCCCUCCUCUUCCUCCUCCUCACCACCGGCGCCGGCGCCGACGACGACGACGAUAGCCGCAGCGGCGAUAGCCGCACUCGCGGUCGCGGUCGCGGUCGCGGUCGCCGCGCGUGCGCCCUGAUCCCCUCCGCGCUCAUCGUCUUCCUCCUCGGCCUCGCGCUCUGCUUCGUCCGCGACCCCUCCGUCCUCGCCCAGAUCAAGCUCGGCCCCUCCCCGCUCCGCGUCGUCCGCAUCACCUGGGACGACUUCAAGCUAGGGUUCUUCCGCGCCGCGAUCCCGCAGCUCCCGCUCUCGAUCCUCAACUCCGUGAUCGCCGUGUGCAAGCUCUCCGCCGACCUCUUCCCGGAUCGCCCGGAGGGGCCCGUCUCCGUCGCCGCCGUCUCCGUCAGCGUCGGCGCCAUGAACCUCGUCGGCUGCUGGUUCGGCGCCGUCCCCGUCUGCCACGGCGCCGGCGGGCUCGCCGGGCAGUACCGCUUCGGCGGCCGCAGCGGCGCCGCCGUGCUCUUCCUCGCCGCCGGGAAGCUCCUCCUCGGCCUCCUCUUCGGCGCCUCCUUCGUGCGCAUCCUCCGCGAGUUCCCCGUCGGCAUCCUCGGCGUGCUGCUCCUCUUCUCCGGGAUCGAGCUCGCCAUGGCCGCGCGGGACGUGUCCGGCAAGGAGGAGGCCUUCGUCAUGCUCGCCUGCGCCGCCGUGUCCAUGGCCAGCUCCGGGGGCGCCGCCAUGGGCUUCAUCUGCGGGCUCGCCGUGUUUGUGGUGCUGCGGGUGAGGGAGGUGGAUUGGCUCGCCCUCGUGGCGAAUUUCAGGAUCCCCGGAUUUGGCGGCCGCAACGGGAGAAGGGCACCGGCGCCAACGGCGGCGACUCCAAAAGCUGAGGAGGCCGGCGCAGAUGCGUGAUAUUACGCGUAUCUAUGAACGCAUUCGAAAAUCUUAUUGAUAAGCCAGUAUUUUAUAUAAUAUUUCGAAUAUGUUUGCAGUCAUCUCUUUCUAUCAUGUUCUGUAUAAAAUUUGCUAGACCAUCAACAACUUUUUAAAAUAGUUUACUAUUUUUUUUUUUUUUUUUU